Messenger RNA from Gastrolobium bilobum, 1122 nucleotides. RefSeq names its product transcription factor MYB41-like. Bases 1 to 1122 code for a protein of 373 amino acids. NCBI's taxonomy places the organism in Eukaryota, Viridiplantae, Streptophyta, Magnoliopsida, Fabales, Fabaceae. The transcript has 3 exons. The record is from RefSeq and is a predicted model, not a curated record.
AUGACCAAGUCUAAUUCUUCUAGUGAAAAGAAUGGAUUAAAGAAAGGUCCAUGGACUCCAGAGGAAGAUCAGAAACUCGUGGAUUAUAUUCAGAAACAUGGUCACGGGAAGUGGCGAACCCUUCCCAAGAAUGCAGGACUAAAAAGAUGUGGAAAGAGUUGUCGUCUUCGCUGGGCUAACUACUUGAGGCCUGAUAUAAAGAGAGGAAGAUUCUCAUUCCAAGAAGAAGAAACCAUCAUCCAGUUACAUAGUGUUUUGGGAAACAAGUGGUCUACAAUUGCUGCUAACUUGCCAGGAAGAACAGAUAAUGAGAUAAAGAAUUAUUGGAAUACCCACAUCAAGAAAAAGCUAAUGAAGAUGGGGAUUGAUCCAGUGACACACACACCACGCCUUGAUGUUCUACAACUUGUUUCCAUUCUGAACUCAUCUUUAUACAAUUCACCCCAAUUUAACAACCACCAUGGUCUUUAUGGGAUGGGAAAUGUGAUAAAUCCAAGCCAGCUCUUAAAUUUGCUCACCACUCUGUUAUCAUGUCAAAGCAGAAACCCAAAUGUUUUGAAUCAUAGUUUUCAGCAAAACCAAGUUGGUAAUAGCCCUCUAUUCCAAAACCAAUCCCAAUUUUCCCAACCAAUGCAACAACUUAACUCUACACAAACACAAGCCUUCCAACCAAACCAACCCCAAGUAGUUCAAGAAAACCACUGUUCUACAUCUAAUCCAUUGCAUAUGGAACCCCAACUCAUGAAAACAACGUUAGAGAAUCAAAUCUCUCAAAUUGCUUCUCCUUUUAGAAACCAAAACACUCUACCAAAUUUGUGGCAGGACACUGAAGGUGCCGAAUCAUCAGCUAUACCAUGUUUCUCUUCCCCCAAGUUCAACUCCAUGAUCAACAAUAUCAUGGAAAAUCAAAUUUUAUGUAACAAUGAGGGAAUCCCAGAUUUCAAUUUAAGCUCGUUGUUAUCUUCCACACCUUCUUCAUCUUCUAGCCCAAGUACCUUGAAAUCAUCAUCUUCCACAACAUUUGUCAAUGGAACCACUACUGAAGAUGAAAGAGACACUUAUGGCAGCAACAUGUUGAUGUAUAACAUCUCAAAUGGCUUGAAUGACUCUGGAUUUUUGUGA